AUGUUCUUCCAGGACCUUCCUCUGGAGAUUCGGGUUCUUAUCCUGGGCCAUGCAAUCAAUCCGUAUUUCAUGGCGUGGAGAUCCGGGAGAACACCCCAGCAUGUAGUUUGGAAACACACUGUCUCUGCCAGUCUUUUGGUUUGCAAGGACUGGAAUGCAAUUGUCCGAGAUCGCCUCAAAACUGUACCUCCUGAGCACGUCAUCAGUCGGCUCACCGAAGCACUGGCUUUCCCAGUCGUAAAGCAUAACAUAAAUAGGAUUGCCAAGUUGGACGAGGAUGAAUCCAUGACGGAGCCUGACGGCGAUCGCGAUGAUGAUAUUAAUAAGGAAGAUCUCAUCACCCAGAAGCUAGGAUAUAGCCUCAUCUGUUCCAUUGAUCGCGGAUUUAGAUCCUGCGUGGGUCUUCUCCUAGAAGCUGGCGUUAAUGUCAACUUCAAUGACUGGGGAGCCAUGUGGCCACCUCUUCUGAUCGCGUUUUACGUAGACAACAUGGAGAUAGCCAAGCUUCUCCUGAGCCAUGGCGCCGAUUUGUAUAUGAACGAUGAGGAUGAUAUGACCUACGUAGGAUACUCGGUUCUCUGCGGUGCAGCGAAGAACAGCCUUCUGUCUUUGGCAACGAGGUUGUUGGACAGAGGUGUGCCAGCGCGGUUGGACAGUCUAGACAAGAAUCCCCUUACCGGAGCCCUUUCUAACAACGAUGUGGAAAUGGCCAUUUUUCUCCUCGACCGGGGCGCCAGUUUCCUCAACGAAACAAAACCCAAAAUAUUACCGCUCUCCGUAGCUGUCCGCGCCUGUUCUGUGGGAACGAUUUCCAUGCUCAUCGACAGAGGUGCGGAUAUAAACGCUUGCGACUCACAAGAAGCAACCCCUCUAACUUCUGCCAUCGCACACAAUGAAACUGUCGCCAAGUUCUUAAUCGAGCAUGGAGCGGUGAUUAAAGCGGACCAUAUCCGGGAAGCUGUUAAACAAUGCUCGCUCCCAUUCCUGCAAACACUGGUCGAUAAGGCUGGAGCAGAUUGGGCUGCCAAAGUUGCUCUGGAAGAAGCUGUACUGUGUAACAAGGUCGAGCAUGUCGGCUUAUUGGUCUUAAACCCCCAUCUCCCCCCGGUUUUCGGCGCUUUGGUAGAAUACGUUGAUAAAGCCGCCGACUACCGGCAACCACUCCUUGUGGCGAAUGAAGGUAUGUGA
Messenger RNA from Paracoccidioides brasiliensis Pb18, 1188 nucleotides. RefSeq lists its product as uncharacterized. The transcript has 3 exons. The coding region runs from base 1 to 1188 and encodes 395 amino acids. The record is from RefSeq and is a predicted model, not a curated record. Gene Ontology annotation, molecular function: protein binding.